This is a messenger RNA of Caenorhabditis auriculariae, 2847 nucleotides long. Lineage: Eukaryota; Metazoa; Nematoda; Chromadorea; Rhabditida; Rhabditidae. The record is from the annotation of a GenBank genome assembly.
AUGCUGAAAUGGUUCCUGGCUCGAAAGAGGUAGGUCUUUUUUUGAUUGUGUGCUGUAGAAAUUAUUGAACAACACUGAAACCACUUUUCAUCAUCACCAAGAAUCUAUUUUUUUAACAGUAUAUUUUUUUAUUUAUUAGGUUGUUUCCAAAUCUUCGGAAUUUUUUUCGCAAAAAAUUUUUUUCUUUUUUUGAAAAAAACUUCAAAAAAAUCCGGUAAAUUAAAGUUUGUAUAAAUAGUUGUCUAUCGAUGUCUGCCAUCGCCUGGGCAACUUGCGGAAACUUUCUCACCGCAACGUGUGAGGCUGCGAGUCAACUCGGUUUUGACCUCCAGAUUUAGAAUUUUUUUCAUCAAGAUGUCGUUGGGGAUGAGAAAACAAAUCAUAGUCUGGAGGUGCAAGGUCGGGGCUAUACGGUGAAUGUGGCAGCACAGUUCAUCCUGGCGAGUUCAGCUUUCGUCUUCCUUGUAACGUGUGGUCGGGCAUUAUCAUGUUGAAAGUAAACUUUCGCGUUUUCCUUCUACAAAAGUUGACACACCCAAACUUUGCUUUUUCCGAUUUUCCAUCUGGUUAUUCGUCAUCUUUUUGAAAGUGGAAACGAUAAGGCGAGCCUAGGCGCCAACCCGGUGUUUAUCGAACGCCGAUUGCGAAACAUUUCAAAAAGUGUUGGGAAAGGUUUGAAUGGGGCUUGCAAAUCUUGUGUGUUCUCCUAGUUCUUUAUUUCUCUCUCUCUCUCUUUCUCUUCACUGUUUUGUUUAUAAAAGUGUUAAUUUGAUAAGAACGAUGGUUUGACUUUUAUUCUUAGUGGUACCUACGUGAACUAACCUUUGUCAUAUUAUAAUAUAAAACUCAGGUUAACCUGCAUUAUUUAAUUAAAUUUUUUUGAGAUGUGUCUGCGCUUCCAAGUGACAAUUUUAUUUUUCUAUUUAGUCGGUUCAGCUUGUUUUUUCCAUUGCCUGUUAGCUAAUUUAUGCGAUGUGAUUUCAGCAAGCAUGGAGAAACAUACAAAGGUCGUGUUUUCCCGCCACGGUGUCUUCACACUCUUCUUCGAGACCGGGAGUCCUUUUUGCAGUUUCCAUCCGAGUCCGUUUUCGGCCUCGGGGCAUGGGGGAAAGCUGAUGGACUUUGUUUGCAGUGAACAAUAUUUCAUGUUAGUUCUGCUCCUGUAGCCUUUGAAGUUCAACACAGUGUUUAGUUUUGGUCUAUGUCGUUGAUUUGAUCGGCAUUGCAGUAAAAAAAAAAGGGUGGUGUGCUGGAAAUCCAGACUUGAAAAAAAUUGAAAAAGUUGUCGUUCAUUUCUUUGUCUCGUUUUUUCUGAACGGAGUUUAGCUGGAAGCUUGAAUUUGUAGAAGUUUCUCGAAACGAUCAGAAAAUUCAAUUUUUCAGUUGGAGACGAAGAAUUCAGCUUUUUAUAUUUCAAGCUCUAGUAAAAUUAAAUAAAAUUUGCAAAAUGUUUUUGAAAAGAUUUUUUAUGUUUUGCCAAUCAGCUUGAACACGCGGAGCGUUACCGAUGAAACCGGAAGCGCAUCUAAAUUGAAAAUUCUGAUUUCGUCGGUUAAAAACUUGAGUAUAUAUACAAAGCAAUGGCUGAGCAAAAAAGGGGCUUUUGCGUAAAGAAUUAUGAAAUUUAACUUAUCAGGUACCACAAGGCGUUGUUCGCCAAUGAUAUCGACGCAGCGGAAAAAAUUUUGUCUUUGGGUCACCUAAAUUCGAUGGAAAUGAAGAUGAUCGGCCGCGGGCUCAAAAUGUCCAACUCACAGAUAAAUAAGUUCGACUUGAAGAUGUUUGCGAGGUGAAUCAGCGUUUCCAGGUGGAAUGAGGCAAGCUCUGACAUCAUGCGCGAAGCCGUUUACAGAAAGUUCGAGCAAAACGCUGAACUCCGCAAAUUUUUGUUUUUCUCUCAUGGAACGCGGAACGUCGAGGCGUCGCCAACAGACAGGAUCUGGGGCAUCGGUUUGAUUUUUCUUUUGGAAAAGUAUAAUUGGCGAUUAAAAUAAUAUUUUCAGCUUUGUAGAGUUUUAGAGUCCACAUUUUUCCUUAUUAAAAUAGAAUUAGUUGCUCAAAAAAAGUCUUUAGUUUGAUAUUUCGAGAUCAGUUUCAACUUUUUUUUUUAAAGAUUUCAUCAGCAUUGUGGCUGUAGUUGAAAAAAAAAACGUUGUUCGCUGGAAGUUUCGAUAAAGCUACGGGUUCUUAUUGUAUUUUGAAUACGUUUUGACAUGAAAAUAAAAAAAUUUGAACCAUUUAAAAAAAUCUGAAAAAAUCUUUCUUAUAUUCAUAACGAAAUUUUCUCGGAAACUUCGUAUGACAGAAAUAAUUCGCGUUAAGAGGAAGAUAUUUCUUUCUUUCACUAAAGUAACCUUCCUAGUGUCCGUCUAUAUAAGGAAGUCGGCCACUGUUAGCAUGAAAAAAAAACUCUGAAAGUUUUCUUUUCGUAGAAGUUAAUCUAUUUUAUUGAAAAUCGUCUGUAGUCAGAAGUGAGAAAAUAACAAUUAUCGUAUAUAACGUUUCUUUUUUUUUCUCCCUGUGGCGCAGAACAGUCUGCUUGAAUACAGUUUGGAAAAAAAAGAAGAAAAUUAAAGGUGAAAUGAACUUUCAGGAAUGCCGAUUGAGCACAAAGACGCGGCGAAUCCGUUGAAAUGGAUGGGAGCCAACCGGCUCGGCGCUAUCCUGGAUGACGUCCGGGAACAACUUUGGAACGACUCUCGCUUCGAGUAAAUUUUUCCGUUUUUUUCUGUUUCGACUCGUCUAUUCGUAAUUUAAUAUUGAAUUUAUGAGUUCAGGAAAGAACGCCACGAAGUGCAGUCCGAAAUCAUACGCAAACAGAAGAAUUUUCUUGAAUCAUUCCAAUAA